Oryza brachyantha (malo sina) is the source of this 2414-nucleotide messenger RNA. Its product is annotated as ABC transporter G family member 3. Gene Ontology annotation, cellular component: membrane. The transcript has 10 exons. The record is from RefSeq and is a predicted model, not a curated record. Bases 98 to 2176 code for a protein of 692 amino acids. Gene Ontology annotation, molecular function: ATP binding; ATP hydrolysis activity; ABC-type transporter activity. NCBI's taxonomy places the organism in Eukaryota, Viridiplantae, Streptophyta, Magnoliopsida, Poales, Poaceae.
CAAAAUCAAAAGCAGCAAAAGCAGCAGCAGCAAAUUCGCAAUGCCAAGAGGUAGCUCUGGCUAGUUGGAGUUGCUACCGGAGCAGAAGCCGCCGGCCAUGGACCCCUACCGCUCAUCCUCCUCGUCGGCGAGCAGCCCCGCCUUGGGCCGCCGCUACUACCUGCCAAGGCCUGCCCGCCCCAUCUCCUUCGAAGACUCCCCCGACUGGGCUGACGACGUCGACUCCAUCCACCUCGCCACCGCCUCCGCCUCCGCCUCCCUCCACACCUCCCCGACGCCCUCCCUCCCCGACCCCCCCUCCUCCUCCUCCGCGGCCUGCCGAGACCGCAAGGUGGCCGGUGCCACCCUCGUCUGGAAGGACCUCAGCGUCUCUCGCACCCUCACCCUCAGGGACGACACCACCACCCGCCGCGUCCUCAAGAGCUCCACCGGCUACGCCCUGCCUGCUACCCUCACCGUCAUCAUGGGCCCCGCGCGCUCCGGUAAAUCCACCCUCCUCAGGGCAAUCGCCGGCAGGCUGCGCGCCGCCGAGAGGAUGUACGGCCAACUCUUCGUCAACGCUGCCAACCAACGCUUGCCAUAUGGAUCAUAUGGUUAUGUUGAUCGAGCCGAUGUGCUAAUCGAGUCUCUCACAGUACGGGAGAUGCUCUACUACUCAGCACACUUGCAGCUUCCGGGCCUAUUCUCUUCAAAGACCUCUGUAGUUGAAGAUGCUAUUGCAGCCAUGUCAUUAGGUGACUACGCUGACAAGCUCAUUGGUGGCCACUGUUUUAUGAAGCGGCUGCCAACUGGAGAAAGGAGGCGGCUCAGCAUUGCAAGAGAGCUAGUGAUGAGACCACAUGUUCUAUUUAUCGACGAGCCUCUGUAUCAUCUUGACAGUGUUUCUGCACUUCUACUGAUGGUAACAUUGAAGAAACUUGCAAGCACAGGAUGCACGGUCAUCUUCACAAUGUAUCAAAGCAGUACAGAAGUUUUUGGACUUUUUGAUCGAAUUUGCUUGCUUUCAGAUGGGAAUACACUCUUUUUUGGAGAAACGUUGGCGUGCCUACAGCACUUCUCAAAUGCUGGCUUUCCAUGUCCAAUCAUGCAAAGCCCAUCUGAUCACUUCUUGCGGGCCAUCAAUACUGAUUUCGACAGAAUCAUAGCCAUGUGCAAAAAUUUGCAGGAUGAUCAAGGGGACUUUUCAUCAGUGAGCAUGGACACAGCUGUGGCAAUCCGUACACUGGAAGCAACAUACAAAUCAUCAGCUGACUCUGUUGCUGUUGAAUCACUGGUUGCAAAAUUGACGGAGAAGGAAGGUCCUCUCUUGAAACGUAAGGCCAGAGCUAGUAAUACAACACGAAUAGGUGUUCUCACCUGGAGAUCGUUGCUAAUAAUGUCAAGAAAUUGGAAAUAUUUCUGGAGCAGAUUUGCCUUGUAUAUGCUUCUUACCCUCUCAGUCGGCACCAUAUUUAGCAACAUUGGUCAUUCAUUGUCAUCUGUAAUGGUUAGGGUUUCUGCAAUAUUUGUGUAUGUAUCAUUUGUCAUCCUUCUAAGUAUUUCUGGAGUACCUGCUCAUAUUGAUGAAAUCAAGAUAUAUUCCCAUGAGGAAGCGAAUCAACAUUCGGGGACAAUGGUUUUCCUACUAGGGCACUUUCUAUCCAGUAUUCCGUUUCUUUUUCUGAUCACCAUUUCGUCAUCGCUGGUUUUCUACUUCCUGAUAGGACUCAGGAAUGAGUUCAGUUUCUUUAUGUAUUUUGUGAUCACCAUGUUUAUGUGCCUGUUGGCAAAUGAAGCACUUAUGAUGAUUGUUGCUUACAUAUGGCUCGACACUUACAAGUGCACCUUAACUCUCAUUUGCUUAUACGUUAUUAUGAUGCUCGUGGGUGGAUACUUUCGAAUCCGAGGUGGUCUACCUUGCUCUGUGUGGAAAUAUCCUUUGUCGUAUGUUUCAUUCCAUGUGUAUGCAGUUCAGGGGUUGCUCGAGAACGAAUAUGUGGGCACAUCGUUUGCGGUUGGUGCGAUUAGGACGAUACCGGGUGUCCAAGCUGUUGGAGGGUCAUACGAGAUAUCCUCUUCAGUAAACGCAAAGUGGGUGAAUCUGCUGGUUUUGGUUGUGAUGGCGGUUGGAUACCGUGUUAUUCUGUACGUGUUGCUUCGUGUGAAUGUAAGGAAACACAUGAGGUUGGAUCGUUAGGUGGUGUCUCCGGAGCUGGACACCAGAAUCGUUACUGCAAAGUGAUUUACUUACUGUGCCAUAGCGACAGCCAAUGCGUGUAUCCAGUUCCCAUAUGUGGUUGACAUUGAUAUGUAGAAGUAGAGUAGUGGAAGUGGAGGCGAAAUGCACAUACUAUUUGCUAUGUUGUGUGCGUUUGUAUGUAUGCAUGACGGACAGACGAAUUGUUUGGUUUAAUUUGGAGAUUGUUUUGUUCGUA